This is a messenger RNA of Musa acuminata AAA Group (dessert banana), 420 nucleotides long. RefSeq lists its product as uncharacterized. The transcript has a single exon. The record is from RefSeq and is a predicted model, not a curated record. Bases 1 to 420 code for a protein of 139 amino acids. Lineage: Eukaryota; Viridiplantae; Streptophyta; Magnoliopsida; Zingiberales; Musaceae.
AUGGCGACUACGAAGAAGAGCAAGCCGCAGCCGCCGCCCGAGUCGAAGGAAUCGGAAGGAGAACCCAUCGCCACGGCUGGGGAGAAGAAGAGGAAGAAGAAGCCGGGCAACGAGAUCGAUGAGAUUUUCCAAGGAAAGAAGGCCAAGAAGAGCAAGACGUCCGCCGCGGGCGAAGAAGAAGCACGGGAGAAAGGAAAGAAGCAGGCUAAGGGAACGGGGGAGGGCGGUGGUAGUAAGAAGACGAAGGAUAAGACGAAGAAGAGGCGGGAAGUGUCUUUGGAUGAAGGAUCCGAGGCACGGGCGCGGCGGAGGAAAACGGGGGACGGGCUCGCCAUUUACUCGGCCGAGGAGCUCGGUUGGGGGAACUCGGAAUCAGGGGGAACCCCUCUUUGCCCUUUCGACUGUUCCUGCUGCUUCUGA